Auanema sp. JU1783 is the source of this 588-nucleotide messenger RNA. The record is from the annotation of a GenBank genome assembly. Lineage: Eukaryota; Metazoa; Nematoda; Chromadorea; Rhabditida; Rhabditidae.
AUGUCUCAAGCAAGCACAACCACUGCCAAAUCUUCCCACAAGCCUGCUCCUUCUAACAAGGAUAGCAACACCUUAACAGCUCCACCAGCCACGUCCCCUGCUCAUGCUCAAACCAAUGUUGCUCAAGGACUCAAGCAAGCUCAUACUGACGUAAUGAAAUGGUUCUCCCAAUCUCAUGGUACAGUAUACGACAGCAACGUUGCCAAAUUGGAAGCUAAUGGAGUUAAAAGAGAACAUGUUGUUUACGGCUUUGUUGGAUUCCUCGUUUUAUACCUCCUUGCUGGAAGCUACGCUGCCUUCGUCAGUAACUUAAUUGUUCUCGUCUACCCAGUUAUGAGAGUUGUGGCUUUGAAACCCAACAAUCAAGCUGAGUCGUCUAGUCUCUUGAGCUACUGGGUGCUGUUUGCUGCAUUUGCCAUGUUGGAUGUUCUCCUCUAUGAUUUUCCUGCCUACUACGUCAUCAGGACCGCUGUCCUCGUUUUCGGAUACUUACCUCAAACCCGCGGUUCUUGCCUCAUCUACACCCGUGCAUUCGAACCAUUGAUGGCGUUAGCGACUGGUAUUUUAGAGAAAGCUAAGCUUGUCUAA